Messenger RNA from Marasmius oreades (fairy-ring Marasmius), 636 nucleotides. RefSeq lists its product as uncharacterized. Lineage: Eukaryota; Fungi; Basidiomycota; Agaricomycetes; Agaricales; Marasmiaceae. The transcript has 6 exons. The record is from RefSeq and is a predicted model, not a curated record. Bases 1 to 636 code for a protein of 211 amino acids.
AUGACAGUCUCAGCUGCAGGAGUAGUCAACGACCUGUUUGACUUGAUGGAAUGCGAAGGGCAAAAUGACUAUAUAGGCGAACAAAUAUCUCAACUCGAACAUUCCCUGCAGGCCGCUAAUUGUGCAAGGAUAGCAGGUGCGAAAGACGAAGUCGUAUUGGCCGCUUUACUCCACGAUAUAGGGCAUUUCCUUCCAAAGUCUACCCUGAAUACACUCGAACUCCCCUCAUCUGGCUCGGGAACCGACAUGUUUUCACUCUCGAACUCGUACAUGAAAAUUGGGCGGAUGGACCAUGAGACAGUAGGUGCCAUCUAUCUCUCUUCCAUCGGCUUUCCCAGGGUUGUCUGUGAGCUCGUGAGAGACCACGUCGUAGCCAAACGGUACCUUACGGCGACUGAAGAUGGCUAUUGGGAUUCGUUGAGUGAUGCUAGUAAAGCUUCAUUGACGGUUCAGGGAGGGCCGUUCAUUCCAAGCCAGGUCGAAGAAUUCGAGAAAGAUCCUUUGUUCCAAGAAAAAGUCGCGAUGAGGCGAUUUGAUGAUGAAGCGAAGGUUGUUGAUUUGAAAGUUCCAAAGGUUGUAGAAUACAAAGAAAUGGCUGUCAGAGUCCUGAAUUGGAAGUGGGAGCCAGCAGACUGA